UUGUAUGUUUUUGUGGACUGGGAAGGGACUCAGGGCCCGAAACGUCGUCACAUAAAGUGUGAAAGAGUUCGUUUUGAACAGCGUAGAAAGCUCACGAUUAUAUUAAUCCUUUUAAGUUCAAAAAAUCGGUCGGGCUCUAAUCGAUCACCUGAGGAACCGUUCGCGAAUACCAAGAGUUUGCCGACAACAAGAAUACCAAAACGCGACACUCCUGUGGACUACAACCAAGUUCUUUUCUCGAAUCCGCCAGUGAUAAAGCGAACACCACCCGUUGUAGAGAAGAAGAAGAACUAUGUACUAUCCAGUGGCUUGCCUACGGAGAAUGCCAAUCAACUUGUGGGUAUGUUCCUUGAGAAAGUCAGCGAUAAACACAAGAGGCUGAUGGAACGGGAGGGCGAUCGAGCGGCUGCAUCUCCUGCUUACGAAGAUGUUGAUCGGAAUGGUGCUCCUUCUCCAGUUAGCUUCUCACAUUACUCUCGGCAGCAACAGCAGAAAUUUGCGCCUCAGAAGAGACCACUGCCAGCUACAAGUCUGGAGUCCUAUCUCGGUUCUCCUCCUCAGAGGUCGCCCGAUGUUCGCGAUAACGAUGCAACGUCAUCACGGAACUCGGGCAAAAAAUGCAAGCUGGAUUUGUCGAAAAUGCCUGACAUAAUUGAUAAGUUGUAUGGAGGGAAGUAG
Molecule: messenger RNA, 678 nt
Organism: Cooperia oncophora
Lineage: Eukaryota; Metazoa; Nematoda; Chromadorea; Rhabditida; Trichostrongylidae
Source: the annotation of a GenBank genome assembly